AUGCUCUACAAGAAAAAGUGUUGCACUCCUACAUGUUGGUUGGAUCCGGGAGAAAAACAGUUUACGAGCACAGAGAUGAUGCAUAUUACUGAUGAUAAAGUGAAGAUAGCUCAUGAUCCUUUGCAUGUGGUGAGAGAAAGGAAAAAGAAGUACUCAAUGAAAAAGCACCGACUGAAUACCUUCACGGUGGGCAAGAAAGUAAUGUUGAAAGUCUCACCUUGGAAGGGGAUCAUUCGCUUCAGCAAGCAAGACACGUUAGGACCCCGUUCCAUUGGUCCACUUGUGGUGUUGGAGCUGAUCGGUAGUCAGGCCUACAUUUUGGAGUUACCACCAGACAUAGAGGGGAGCCAUGAUGUGUUCCAUGUUUUGUACUUGCAUAAGUGUUUAGCCGAAGAGCCAAGCAUAUUACCUAUGGAUGAGUUGCGAGUUGAUGAAUCGAAGAGUUUGGUGGAGGAAAUUGAGACAAUCUUGGAACAUGAGACUAAGCAGUUAUGUAAGAAGAUGGUUGAACUUGUAAAAAUCUUGUGGAAGAAAAAACAUGAAGUUGAUAUAACUUGGGAGCUCGGGGAUGAUAUGAUGGCUCGUUAUCCUCACUUGUUCAUUCCAGUUUCUAAUUCUGAGACGAAAUCCUAUUAA
Lactuca sativa (garden lettuce) is the source of this 636-nucleotide messenger RNA. RefSeq lists its product as uncharacterized. NCBI's taxonomy places the organism in Eukaryota, Viridiplantae, Streptophyta, Magnoliopsida, Asterales, Asteraceae. The record is from RefSeq and is a predicted model, not a curated record.